GGAAAUUGGUUUAUACACAUGUUUAAAUAUAGGAAAAAGAAAAAAAAUAACGCAAUCAAUAAAUUAAUAAAUAGAGAUGUCUGAAAAGUAGCCAAAAACUAAUAAAUCAGUGUGUAGACAAUCGCACUGAACAACACGUCCCACGUUCUUUUUCUUCCCUGUUUUAGAUAGACUCUUAGAGUCUCUCUAGAGUCACCGGAACAAUCACAAAAGCGACGACAUAUUACUCAUUCCUACAAAUACUCAUGUUGGACCUCAACCUCGGAAUCUUGUCGACACACAACGAAGAUGAAGAUUGCAAAGUACCAACUUCCAUCUUCAUUCAAGAAGAAGAUUCCAUUAAUCCCUCAAACGACAACUUGUCUUUGAUUACAUUUGGAAUCCUUAAACGAAACGUCGAAAUCCUUCCUCCUCCCCCUCCUCCUCCUCCUCCUCCUCCUCCUUCGGAAAAUGAACUCUCCGGCCCCGGAAAUGAGUGGUUGGAUCUUUCGUCGAUGCAAAGAAAUAAACAAGAAACGUUGGUGAUGAAGAAAAAAAGUCGACGUGGCCCAAGAUCAAGAAGCUCUCAUUAUCGUGGCGUUACCUUUUACCGUCGAACCGGCCGUUGGGAAUCUCAUAUUUGGGACUGUGGAAAACAAGUUUAUUUGGGUGGUUUCGACACAGCCUACACAGCCGCAAGAGCGUACGACCGAGCUGCUAUCAGAUUCCGGGGACUCCAAGCAGAUAUCAACUUUAUCGUGGAUGAUUACAAACAAGACAUUGAAAAGAUGAAGAAUUUAAGCAAAGAAGAGUUUGUGCAAUCUCUUAGACGAGCGAGUGCAAGCUUAGCAAGAGGAGGUUCUAAAUACAAAAACACCCAUAUGAGAAAUGAUCACAUCCAUCUCUUCCAAAACAGGGGAUUGAAUGCAGCAGCAGCAAAAUGCAAUGAGAUAAGAAAGAUGGAAGGGGAUAUUAAGUUGGGUGCCCAUAGUAAAGGAAAUGAGCACAACGAUCUCGAGCUAAGUCUUGGGAUAUCUUCAUCGUCAAAAGUUAGAAUUUUGGAACCAGCAGAUUAUUACAUGGGUUUGAAUCGAUCGGUGACGAGUUUGCAUGGGAAGCCGUUGCCGGGAUAUCUACCGAUCACAGAAAUUAAACCGUUAAAGACAGUUGUAGCAUCAUCAGGAUUCCCUUUCAUUACCAUGAUCAAUCCUUCUUCUUUGUCCUUAUCUUGUUUUGAUCCAUGAGGUGAUCACUAUUUACUUUUAAAAUUUUCCCCUUUUUAUUGAUAAUCUAUUGAAUGACGGAAUGAUUAUGUGACUUAUAUCUUUUUAUAAACCAUAUUCUUGUGGAAUCAGGAAUUUUGUGCCAAUAAAAAAAGACAAAGAACCAUCAUGUACUAUGUUGUCAACGAUGAUAAUUCCCAAGUGUGUGAAAGUUAUAGUGUAAGUACUAGUGAGUACUCGUGAGGUUAGUAACAUAAGACACGUGCAUAAUUGCAAACAAACAACUUUGCCGAAAAUUUGUACAAUGGUUAAGAAAAGAAAAGAGAGUAUUGAAUGAUCA
Molecule: messenger RNA, 1542 nt
Organism: Arabidopsis thaliana (thale cress)
Lineage: Eukaryota; Viridiplantae; Streptophyta; Magnoliopsida; Brassicales; Brassicaceae
Gene: SNZ
Product: Integrase-type DNA-binding superfamily protein
Exons: 7
Coding region: 246-1223 (325 amino acids)
Biological process (GO): regulation of DNA-templated transcription
Cellular component (GO): nucleus
Molecular function (GO): DNA-binding transcription factor activity; DNA binding
Source: RefSeq, marked reviewed